Molecule: messenger RNA, 966 nt
Organism: Paramisgurnus dabryanus
Lineage: Eukaryota; Metazoa; Chordata; Actinopteri; Cypriniformes; Cobitidae
Product: olfactory receptor 52K1-like
Biological process (GO): G protein-coupled receptor signaling pathway
Cellular component (GO): plasma membrane
Molecular function (GO): G protein-coupled receptor activity; olfactory receptor activity
Source: RefSeq, a predicted model, not a curated record
AUGGGACUUUCAAGCAUGAAGGACCUUCCUGUACAAAAUAUUACAUAUACAGACUUUAAACUGAAUGGUUUCUAUAGUUUAGGAGAAUGGAGGCCUUUUUUAUUCAUCCCUUUCUUUCUGAUGUUUGUAUUGUCUACAUCAGCAAAUUCUAUUCUCAUAUAUUUAAUCAUAUCUCAGAAGUCUCUGCAUUCACCUAUGUAUGUACUUAUAGGUUUUAUGUGUCUUUCAAACUUAAUAACGCCCAUAUCGUUUGUACCCAGCAUGCUUCUAAGUUUUUUAUUUAAUUGGAGUGGGAUAUCCUUAUCUGGUUGUGUGAUACAAAUGUUUUGUAUUUAUUUUACUGGUUCAUUUAAUUCUACUUUGCUAUUUUGGAUGUCAGUAGACCGUUACUUUGCAAUAUGCAAACCUCUUAAUUAUCAUAAGUACAUGGAAAUAAGCAAUUUUAUUAAGUUUGUUAUUCCACCAGUAAUGAGAAAUGCACUACUGGUGAUUAUAAUGGUCUCCCUGGCUGGAAAACUUUCAUAUUGUACAAAUAUAAUCGAUCACUCUUUCUGUGAACACAUGCCAUUGGUUCAGUUGGCAUGUGGUGAUAUAUCCCUUAAUAAUUUUGUAGGUCUUUUGAAUGCUUUUGUUAUACCAGUUACAGAUUUUAUUUUUAUUACUGUUUCUUAUAUUGUGAUUUUUACAUCUGUGUUCAAAUCUGGUAAGGCCCAUUCAAAGGCCAUUAACACUUGCAUAACUCACUUCUUUGUUAUGAUAGUUAGCUUGAUAUGUGCUUUGAUUGCAUUUUUGAUAUACAGAAUAAGGAAUAACAUUUCUUCCAGCAGCCGUAUAUUCGUAAGCAUCUUAUACUUACUUGGUCCAAGCUGUUUAAACCCACUAAUAUAUGGAUGGAGAACAAAUGAAAUAAGACAAACAUUUCUUAAACUUAUAAAUGUAAAAGUUUUGCCUUUUUUAGAAAAAUAA